Brugia malayi is the source of this 624-nucleotide messenger RNA. RefSeq lists its product as uncharacterized. The transcript has 3 exons. The record is from RefSeq and is a predicted model, not a curated record. Lineage: Eukaryota; Metazoa; Nematoda; Chromadorea; Rhabditida; Onchocercidae. The coding region runs from base 1 to 624 and encodes 207 amino acids.
AUGCGUCCAUCCGACGAAGUUCCCAUCAGUGAUAUUAUCAAUAGCUUUGAUUACAACAAUUUUGAGCCAUUGUUUGGCUCAGAAUUUCCAUCCGAUCCUUCGCAGUUGAUUGAUUUCGAUCAGUUGAGUGAAAUUGAGGAUAUAAGUAGCAAAGAAUCGAUACCCGAGAUCACAAAUGCUCCUCAUCCUGGCUUUUCAAACAGCCAUGGUUUGUUGGGUCGCACUAAUUUGGGCUCAUUACUUGGUUCAUAUACAGAUUCAAAUAGGAAUGUGUGGAGAGAUGCUAAUGGAGAAUUAAAAACAAAUGAUGAUAAAGCACGAUAUCCUAUCAUUAGAGAUGCUCAAAGUGGAACUUCUUCGCCACUUAAUGUCGACACCGAUGACAUUAUUACAUAUAUGCACUUACCUGGUUCACAACAAAAUGCGGUUCCGAUCUAUUUUCACCAACUUACUCUUUCCCCAGAUGACACAUCCGAUCAACACGGAAAUGCUGAACAGAACAAUAUGGGCAAUAAGCACUUCUCGGAUAACUUGAUUGUCCCCGACUACAGGGAAAAUACCAAUGAACGAUCAGAAACAGGUAAUGACAAAUUACAUAACGAUUUCUCGCUCUAUCUUUUAUAG